Messenger RNA from Oryzias latipes (Japanese medaka), 1841 nucleotides. It is a transcript of the gene pex13, whose product is annotated as peroxisomal biogenesis factor 13. The record is from RefSeq and is a predicted model, not a curated record. NCBI's taxonomy places the organism in Eukaryota, Metazoa, Chordata, Actinopteri, Beloniformes, Adrianichthyidae. Gene Ontology annotation, molecular function: protein binding. Gene Ontology annotation, cellular component: peroxisome; peroxisomal importomer complex; peroxisomal membrane. Gene Ontology annotation, biological process: protein import into peroxisome matrix, docking.
AAGAAAAAAACAAGGAGUUCAGGAAGGCAACACGGCAAGUCACAGGAGGACAUCUGUCAUCACAGAUAUUUUUUAGCUAACCAUCACAAACUUCGCGAUGGAUUCACAGCCCCCACUCAAACCGUGGGAAAGGCGAAUUCCUGGGGGUAUGAGCGCACCUAUAAACUACAGAUCGACAGACUUUGGACCAAUUGCAGGCUCCUCCAUUCCUGCUGGCCCUCCAGUUCUGACCAGAAUGGCUCCUCCAGUGCCUGCUCGCCCGCUCCAGCAGUCAUACCGCCCAUCCUAUUCCUCUUUCACCUCCUCUUACAGCCCCUAUGGAAGCUCCAUCUAUGGGGGUUACAGCCCUUACAGCUAUGGCGGCGGUUAUGGCGGUGGCUUCGGUGGCAGCUAUGGUCCGGGAGGGUACAGUCGUUUACCCCACACAGAAGAAAUCGCCCCCAGCCGGUUUGUGCAGCAGGCAGAGGAGAGCAGCCGUGGAGCCUUCCAGUCCAUUGAAAGCAUCGUCCAGGCUUUUGCUUCGGUUAGCAUGAUGCUGGACGCCACCUUCUCCGCCGUGUACAACAGUUUUCGUGCCGUGCUGGACGUAGCCAAUCACCUAACAAGGCUGCGUGCUCACCUCACUAGAGUUUUGUCAGCCUUCGCUCUGGUGCGCACGCUGCGGUAUCUCUACCAGCGUUUGCUGCGGCUGCUGGGGAGGAGGUCAGAUGUGGAGGACUUGUGGGCUGACAGCACAAGUGAUGCUGUGGUGGCGGGUUCCUCCAGGGGAUAUGAGGCAGGAAUGGAUGAACAGAGCGUGAAGUCCUGGCCUAUUUUCCUCUUUUUUGCUGUGGUUCUGGGUGGACCUUACCUCAUCUGGAAGUUGUUGAGCUCCAGCCCCAGCUCUGAUGAAAAUAGUACAAACUGGGCCAGCGGGGAAGACGAUCAUGUCGUGGCUCGGGCUGAGUAUGAUUUCUCAGCAGCUUCUGAAGAAGAAAUUCCUUUGCGGGCUGGAGACAUGCUAAACCUGGCCCCUAAAGAGCAGCAACCGCGGGUGCGAGGCUGGUUGCUGGCCAGUGUGGAUGGCCAGACAAUUGGACUGGUCCCAGCUAACUAUGUGAAAGUCCUUGGCAAGAGGAGAGGCCGCAAGCACGCGGAGAUGGAACGGCUCGCUGAGGUCCAGGAGGAGAACCAGCGGGCCUCUCAAACACCAGCAGCUGCGCAUGGUUCCACUUCAGAUCUCUCCACAGCCUCCAUGGCUCCCUCGACAGACCACCUACUAGAAUCAGUAUACAGAGAAAUCCCAGCUGCCUUCGCUCUGGGAACAUCCAACUCCAGCAUGAGCUCUGACACAGUGUUGAAUAUCCCUGAAAAGACGGACCUGUGACGACUGUGUGUGCAUGUGUUGCAUUUACAUCGUCUGUCAGUCAGUUCAAGUUUAUCAUUUCACUAAUCAAUUCUUCUGUAGGUCUUUGAUUUCAUUCAUCAGCACAGUUUUCCUCUUAAAGUAAAAUGGCUCAGAAUCGUUUUUGUGUGAGAUGAUGUGUACUACAUCGUCUUUGUGUUCUGUGAAGUCCAAUUAUGGGAUGCAUUGAUGUAUGUUAAUGGGAAAUGUAAAAGGGUUGUUGAUGUCAUGAUAUACAUGUGAGGUUUCACCCUCAGGUGAAGCCGGGUGGACAUCUGUAGGUUGUUGUUUUUUUUUGGAUCAAGUGAAAUUUGAUUCACUCAGAAAUAAGAAAGACUAGCUUUGCACAUUUUAAAGUUUGUUAGUCCAAUGUAAUUUUGUAAAUACUUAAAAUAAUUAUUUUGAAAAUAAAUCUAAUGGAUUAUUUUUUGCAGUAUUAAUCUGCAACCAAAAAAAA